GAUAAAUAUGCAAAUUAGUAUAUGGGGCAAUUUGGACACAUGACCUCUGCAUUUAUGAAAUACCUUCUGACCUGCCUAAUGAAUACUUUCACUUUUCAUUUUGCUUAUAAUAUUCAUGAGGUACAAUUGUGAAUAUGCUUUUCAUUGUGGUAAUACUUAAAAAAAAAUAUAUUACCACCACUGAGCCUGCUCAUAUCUCUAUUUACAAUCUCUAUGCUGAAUAUCACAUGAUGCACGUGCACAUGUAGGCUACACCUCACGCACACCUUACAUGAUGGCCCUAUCAGAAUGAUCCACCAGGGCAGGAUGGGUAAACCUAGGUCAAUGCCCUCACGUCGCCAAGACGAGCAGGCAGGUGGGUCUCAGGUAAAAGGUGACGUCACUAUGAUACUUUUGAACUCCUCGGCAGUAAAUCUAUAAAGGUGUGUGUAGUCUUAGUGCACAGGUAGCCGAACCUUAGACUGAUGUGAAAGCAGAGCCUGCUGGGAGUAAACAAGGAGGCCUAUCAUGCGCCCGGUAGUUUGAUUCACCGAGGUUUACCUGAGAGUCACCCUACCUGUCGCACGAGGACACCGGUAUGUACCCCAACUCACAGUCGGCCAGACACCCGGCUCAGACGCUGUCACUGAACAGUCAGUACUUCCCGCCUCCGUAUGACUACACCAGUUACCAUCACGUCCCGGGAGUCGGUGACCCGUCGACAAGCGCCUGGAACUCCGUCUACGCUCCCCGGGAGGAGUAUCCGUACAGCUUCCCGGGGUCAAGCCCCAGCGCCGGGCAGGUCAGCUUCUGCUCCCCGGAGCUGAGCGGCACGCCCACCGCCGCUGGAGGAGGGUCGUUCACGCCGUACAACUUCAUCACCGGACAGGACCCCUUCAGCUCCAGGAGGAAACCACAUGAGCCCAUCAGACCAUCCGCCACAGGAGCAAAGACUCGCACUAAGGACAAGUACAGGGUUGUGUACACUGACCAGCAACGCCUGGAGCUGGAGAAGGAGUUUCAGUACAACCGCUACAUCACCAUGAGGAGGAAGACUGAGCUGUCGAUGGCACUGAGCCUUUCUGAGAGACAGGUGAAGAUCUGGUUUCAGAACAGACGUGCCAAAGAGAGGAAGAUAAACCGGAAGAAGCUGCAGCAUUCUCAGCAGGCCUCCACAACUACACCCACCCCGCCUGCGCUGUGCGGACCCACUGACACCCACAUCACCACCAGCCCCAGCAGCAACAUUUUGUCCGACACAGUAUCAGAGGAGUACUAGGUGGAUUUCACAUGGAAGACUGACACAGCGUGAAAUAUGUACAUAGCAUGUUUUGUUUUUAUAAGUUUACCACAGAAUGAAUGAUGAUGAUGAUUCACAUCAACAUGAUGUCAUAAUGCUGUACUUCCUGCCUUUCACAAUGAGAAGCACUACAUAUCUGUCGCACUGAUCAUCCCUGGUGGCCGUUUGCCAAUUACAGGACUUUAAUGUGUUAAUAUGGAUCAUUUUCAGCACAAGGAUAUUGAUUUUAAGAACAAAGAUUCACUUGAUAACUUGUCACUUGUCAAAUUUCAUUAAGAAUUGUAGUUUAAAGCAACAAUGAAAAAGCAUUUCAGUCCUUCUCUCUUUAUCAGGAUGUUGAAAUUUGUCUUAACCAUGGUUGAUAAAAGUGACAAUGCGUCUGUC
Messenger RNA from Epinephelus moara (kelp grouper), 1663 nucleotides. It is a transcript of the gene cdx1a, whose product is annotated as caudal type homeobox 1a. Gene Ontology annotation, cellular component: nucleus. Gene Ontology annotation, biological process: anterior/posterior axis specification; animal organ morphogenesis; regulation of transcription by RNA polymerase II. Gene Ontology annotation, molecular function: RNA polymerase II transcription regulatory region sequence-specific DNA binding; DNA-binding transcription factor activity, RNA polymerase II-specific. The record is from RefSeq and is a predicted model, not a curated record. Bases 578 to 1258 code for a protein of 226 amino acids. Lineage: Eukaryota; Metazoa; Chordata; Actinopteri; Perciformes; Serranidae. The transcript has 3 exons.